AUGGGUAUGGAUCCGGAGGAGGAAGGUAGCAUAUUGGAUGAAUUUAUACCUGAUGCAGAUGAAGCACAGGAUGGAAUGAUUGAUGUAAAAAUGGAGAACAAACGCAUGUGGAGUGAUGAAGAGACUAAUGCUUUUAUUGGCUUCAUGGAGGAGUCUGUAGUAGAUGGUCAGAGGGCCGACUGUGGGCAAUUCAAACCAGGAACAUUCGAGAAACUGGCUCUGAAGAUGCUGGAGGCCUUCCCCGGUUGUACCCUAACUGCGAAGCACCGCAAGAAUAAGCACAAGCGAUUGAAGGAGAAGUAUCAGUACGCCACUGACAUGCUUGGAUGCAGUGGGUUCGGGUGGAAUAAUGAGAAACAAUGUGUCGAGGUUGAUUCGAAAGACGUUCUUGAUGCAUGGUUGAAGGCACAUCCAAUAAAGUUCUAUAGUCCUGGCAAGCCAUUUCCUCUUUUUCACCGGCUAGAGGGUAUAUUUGGUAGGGAUAGAGCCACGGGAGCAGCAGCAGUUAGUGGCUUCGAUACGGAAGAACAGGUUAAUGAAGAGACGGAAGACACUACAAUUGGAUUUGAUGACUCUGAAAUGUCUCCACAACCAGAAUUAGACAGAGGCCCAGCAAUGCAAGGACAAGCAUCACAUUCUGAAGCUGGUACGAGUGCAGGAAGCACAAGGCGAUAUGGGAGGAAGAGAAAGUAA
Messenger RNA from Arachis duranensis, 693 nucleotides. RefSeq lists its product as uncharacterized. NCBI's taxonomy places the organism in Eukaryota, Viridiplantae, Streptophyta, Magnoliopsida, Fabales, Fabaceae. The transcript is spliced from 3 exons. The coding region runs from base 1 to 693 and encodes 230 amino acids. The record is from RefSeq and is a predicted model, not a curated record.